AUGCAUGAUUCAGAUGGAAAGUUGAUGAUGGAGUACAUUGGAGCCUCAGGAAUUCCAAUAAAAUUUGACUCUGUACCAAUUGAAGAUGAAAUUGACUUCAAUUUCAUACUCGGCUUUGCAAUUGAUGCAGAUGCAUCAGGCAAUUCACAAAAUGGGACAUUCUCACCAUACUGGGAGCCUACAUUAACCCCAAAAUCUGUUGCAGCCAUAAAGAAAAGCCACCCUAACGUAAAAGUCUUGGCAAGCCUCUCAGGUUGGAGCUUAGGCCAAACAGUCCUUCGUUGGUACAAUCCAACAGACCCCAACGUAUGGAUAUCCAAUGCUGUCUCAUCUCUUGGUUCCAUAAUCACCACUUACCAUCUUGAUGGCAUUGACAUAGACUACGAAAAUUUCCCAAACCAGAAGAGCAGUAAUUCAUCAAGUUCUUUCGCUUUUUGCAUCGGUGAGCUCAUCACCCGUCUGAAAAAACAAAGGCUUAUCUCCGUAGCUAGCAUUGCGCCAUUUUAUAGUACGGCUGCGCCAUAUGUUCAACUCUUUAAUGGUUAUGGGGAUGUUAUAGACUAUGUCAACCACCAGUUCUACACUGACAAGGUUAACACCCCAAAAGGGUAUUUAGAUGCCUACACAUUUCGGGCCAAGCAAUUUGGAAAGGAUAAGUUGUUGCCUAGCUAUGAAGUAAAUGGAAGAGGGAUUCAGGGGGAUGCAUUUUUUGAUGCUUUGAGUCUGUUGGAGAAAAAUGGAUUUGAAAUUAAUGGGGUCAUGAUCUUCUCAGCUGAUGCUGCUUCUACCAACAACUUUUACUAUGAGAGAAAAUCACAAGCUUUCUUGCUCAAUUCUACUAAUAAUAAUUAA
Prunus armeniaca (apricot) is the source of this 852-nucleotide messenger RNA. The record is from the annotation of a GenBank genome assembly. NCBI's taxonomy places the organism in Eukaryota, Viridiplantae, Streptophyta, Magnoliopsida, Rosales, Rosaceae.